This is a messenger RNA of Necator americanus (New World hookworm), 861 nucleotides long. RefSeq lists its product as uncharacterized. The coding region runs from base 1 to 861 and encodes 286 amino acids. Gene Ontology annotation, molecular function: transmembrane signaling receptor activity. The transcript is spliced from 8 exons. Gene Ontology annotation, biological process: sensory perception of chemical stimulus. NCBI's taxonomy places the organism in Eukaryota, Metazoa, Nematoda, Chromadorea, Rhabditida, Ancylostomatidae. The record is from RefSeq and is a predicted model, not a curated record. Gene Ontology annotation, cellular component: membrane.
AUGACCUUCAUCGUUAGUCCUGGAGCAGAUGAGAAAAUUUGGAAAAUAGUCGCACCAGUUUGUGUAGCGAUAGCUUACUUGUCGCCUUUCAUUGCAACAUAUUCGCACUUGACGAACAAAGCUUCAUGGAAGUUUCGUCCUGAAUCACGCUGUUUUGUAUCAUUUUCCGAAGCGAACCUUGGAAGGAUUUGGAAGCAACUUCUUAUUUUUCUGUGCAUAUCUUUUGCCGUAUCCUCUGCAGUCAACAUUACUUUAGUUGUUUUCAUGUGCAAGAGAUCAAAGCGUAUAAAAUCUACCAACAUGGAACGCAGUUUGAUUAUCUUAGCUCUGCUAAACUUUCUGAUCGAAUGCAGCUUUUUCGUGUUGUUUAGUCUGAUCUUCACCUCUCCAUAUAUCGGAAUCGACUCUUCGGUAUCCUUAGCGCUUAUUCCAUAUGCAUCCGAUAUACUGACAUUAUCCAACCCUUAUUUGCUUAUCGCUCUCAAUAGAAGCAUUCGAAGUCGUUUAUUCCGCCUGCUCAAGUAUUCGUUGAACAAACUGACGCAUGCUCGGCACGCCCACGAAAGGAAAUCGAUAAUAGAAUUUCGUCCUCACAAGAAUGAAAUUUUUCUGGAGACCGCGGAGAAAAAAUACUUAAAACCACCGAUCUGCAAUGAAAAGACUAAGAGUAUCUCCGUUACCUGUUUGGUCUGCUCCUCCUGUCUUCAAAUAGUUGGUGGAAAGAGAAGACGAUUUUUCCUGAAUUUCUAUAUUACAUGCUACGUGUACACAUGCUUCAAAAUGGAGAAUGAGAAUCGACUGAAGAUUGAAACUUACUUUCCUCGCUAUCAGUUUCUUACUUCCACUAACUGUUAUGGAUAA